Malania oleifera is the source of this 2319-nucleotide messenger RNA. Its product is annotated as zinc finger BED domain-containing protein RICESLEEPER 2-like. Gene Ontology annotation, molecular function: protein dimerization activity. The coding region runs from base 1 to 2319 and encodes 772 amino acids. The record is from RefSeq and is a predicted model, not a curated record. Lineage: Eukaryota; Viridiplantae; Streptophyta; Magnoliopsida; Santalales; Ximeniaceae. The transcript is spliced from 8 exons.
AUGAGCAAUGACUUGCCUAUAGAGGUGGAGGUGCCAAACUUGGAGGAUGCAAUAAUGAUGCAAGCUAAUUCCCAACAUCAGCCUUCAAAUCCCAGCAUGACAAGUGAGAGUGCUACUAAUCCUCCUACUCAAUCUAAUCAAAAAAUGAGGAAGAGAAUGAGACCAAGAUCUGAAGUGUGGGAUCACUUCACUAAAUUUGUGACGAAGUCUGGUGAAAUUAAGGAAACAAAAGAGACACAAUUAAAUUAUCAACCAGCUUCAAAAAAUAUAGAGGGCUCAGAGGCAACUCUUACAAGUUGGAAAUUUGACCAAGAGGCAAUUCGAAAGGCAUUAUCUUACAUGCUUACUGUUGAUGAAUUGCCUUUUAAAUUUGUAGAGAAUAUGAGAUUCAAACAUCUUAUGAAAGUUGUAUGCCCUCGUUUUCGAAUUCCAUCAAGCUGGAUAAUUUCUAGGGAUUGUUAUGACCUUUACAUGAAAGAGAGGUUAAAGUUGAAAAAGUUUUUGAAAACCUCAUCUCAAAGGGUUAGUUUCACAACUGAUACAUGGACUUCUUUGCAAAAGGUCAAUUAUAUGUGUUUGACUGCACACUUUAUAAGUAAUGAUUGGACUUUGAACAAAAAGAUCCUUAACUUUUGUCCAAUUUAUAGUCAUAAAAGUGAAGUGAUAGGUAUGGCCAUUGAGAGGUGUUUGCUUGACUGGGGAGUUGAUAAUGUGUUUACAAUGACUGUAGAUAAUGCAAGUUCAAAUGACGUUGCAAUUGCCUACAUAAAAAGAAAAGUUUCAAAUUGGAGAAAAGACAUUCUAGGGGGCAAAUUCUUGCACAUGAGAUGCAUUGCACAUAUAAUUAACCUAGUUGUGCAAGAUGGUUUGAAAGAAAUGGGGGAUUCAGUUGCUCAUGUUAGAGACACAGUCAGAUAUGUUAGACAUUCACCUGCUGGGUUGAAAAAUUUCAAGCGUUGUGCAGAAGUAGAAAAAGUAGAAUGCAAAAAGAUGUUAUGCCUAGAUGUUAGCACUCGAUGGAAUUCUACUUAUUUGAUGCUAGACACAACUCAAAGAUAUGAAAUGGCUUUUGAUAGGUUUAGGGAUAAAGAUCCUUCAUUUAGAAUUGAGCUUGAGACUAGGGAUGACAUACCAAGUAGUUUUGAUUGGGAAAAAGUCAGAAAAUUUGUGAUGUUUUUGGAGCACUUCUAUGAACUCACUAUACGAGUUUCAGGUUCUUUAUAUGUUACAAGUAAUACAUUUUUUGAUGAAAUUAGUGGGAUUGAUUGUCUUCUAAAAGAGUGGGAAAAUAGUGAUGACCUGGAAUGUAAGUUGGGAUUUGUGCAAUAUGAUCUUUCUACUAUGUAUGAAGGUGACAGAGGUUUAUUGGUGGGGAAAAAGGUUCAAGAUACAACAUUUGAAUUGUUUGUUGAGUAUAAAAAGUUGUCACAAUCUAAAAAUGAAGAAUCAAACAAAAGUGAAACUUCAAGCUCCACUUGCUCCACUGGUCAAGGUGAAGCAGCAGAACGAAAGUUCAAAGUUUUGUAUCAAAAGUACAAGACUCAAAUUGGAGGUGGAGAUAAUAAAUUAGAAUUGGAUAGGUAUUUAGGGGAGGAUUGUGAAAAGGACGUGAAGGGCUUUGAUAUUUUGGAGUGGUGGAAGUUAAAUAGUCAAAGGUUUCUCGUCCUUUCACAGAUGGUUCGUGAUGUUUUAGCAGUACCCAUCUUUACAGUUGCUUCAGAGAUAGACCUAGGGAGCAGUGGUACGAAUGUUGGAGGUGACGGAGCAGGACCUUCCAGUAUGGGGGGUAGAAAUUCCGAUGCGGUAUUGCGUAGCGUCACCCAACAGGUGAUGGAUAAGAUGGCCAGAAGCUCGGGAGAGCAUAUCUGCACGAUCGAGCAGUUUACGCGAAUGAGACCUUCGUCAUUUUCUGGAGGAGCGGACCCUUUAGCAGCUGAGAACUGGGUUAUUGGAUUUCAGACUCAGACAUUUGCGGAGGUUGUGGACAGAGCUGCGAUUAUUGAGAGUCACAUGCAGAGAGGUGCCACCCACUCAUUUGUGUCAUCAGGAUAUGUUAGAUUGUCUGAAUUUGAGACACAGUUUCUAGAUAUUGAGUUGUUUGUAACUACACCGUCUGGAUCAGUGGUGAGAUGUAGGAAGGAACAGAAAGCUGGCGCCCUGUCUGGACAGGAGGACCUUCACGGCGGCAGAAGUGAUGCGUGGAAUACUGGUGGUUGGCCGGAGAUGAGGGUCUGGCAGGAAGAAGAAGAAGAAGCAGAAGCAGCCAGAGAAUCAAAGCGGUGGCCGGCGUUCGGCUGGGUUGCUGGUCUGUUGCUGUGA